Molecule: messenger RNA, 978 nt
Organism: Zerene cesonia (dogface butterfly)
Lineage: Eukaryota; Metazoa; Arthropoda; Insecta; Lepidoptera; Pieridae
Exons: 5
Coding region: 1-978 (325 amino acids)
Source: RefSeq, a predicted model, not a curated record
AUGGAGUGUUCAAACUCUUUAGAUAACUCGCGCAAGAAGUCCAGAAGAGUACGAUCAUGGUACCUCUACGAACAAUUUAAAUCUCUUGAAAAGAGUCAAUCAGAUGCAGCUCAGAGAUUGAAAGACAAAUCGUACCAAGAGAGAAUUUUGUACCAAGAAUUGAGCGAAAGAAGGGCACGAAGAAGAUUAUGCGAUCAAUUUGGUCUUUGCCAAAGCGAGUCGAGGAUUGAUAGAAACAUGGAUGGUAUACCAUCCAAUACCUUACUCAGUUCAAGUACAGACGACCUUUAUCAGAGUUUCUGUAAACUGCACGGGGAUAAUGAAAUUGCAGAUUCCAGCAGUUGCGAUGGCUCUCAAUCAAGCAAAUUUGAUAGAGAAUGUAAAACAGCACGCUGUUCCGAUGAUGCGAGCAAAGAGAACAGUGCUACAAGCGUCGUCCAGAAUCUGAAAUUCGAAGAUAAUCUCACAGAUAACGUUAAAGAAGAUUUACAGACUGUACAGAGGAAUAUAGCAGAAAAUAUUAAUCUCCAACUCGAAACAGUCAAAGAAAAUAUUGAGUGUAUUGAGAAGUAUGCGAAGUUAUGCGAAGACGUCAACAUAUCCGAGGACGAAAGCUUUGAUUCUGUAGUCGCUUGUGAAUGUGAAAAAAAAAUAGAAGAUGCAUUGAAACCAAAGCUUAAGAACACUGAAUGCAAUUUGUUUGUGGUUUGGUCGAAACUAGUGACAUUCUCGUACAAUCUGAUGCAAAUGAGCUCAGGAAAUUGUUACAAUGACUACAGUACACAACUUCUUACGGCAGUUUUAGCGUGUGAUAUUCUUCGGCGAGCUUUGAACAAAAUGUCCCUACGUUUCUCCAAUAAAAUUUGCUCCUAUCGUAAAACAAAUUGUAAAUGUCAUAAUAUUAAAGGAGUCGUUAAUUCAAUGUUGCAAUUAUCAAGAUGUUUAGAUAGUGCACUGCGUGAUAUACAAAGUACAUGA